Molecule: messenger RNA, 1455 nt
Organism: Oncorhynchus mykiss (rainbow trout)
Lineage: Eukaryota; Metazoa; Chordata; Actinopteri; Salmoniformes; Salmonidae
Source: RefSeq, a predicted model, not a curated record
CCGGGCAACAGUUAGCUAGUUACAUAUCUCACUGUCGCUUCUUACAACUUCCCAAAUAUGGACUCACGAAAAACAGGCAUUUUAUGAUCGAUGAAGACAAUUGUGAUGCGGAGUCUGAUCUGAGUGUGCCAAUGGCACUGCAGCAUAAAGAUGCUGAUACUCAAUGGGAGGUUCCAGCACUGACUGAUCACAGCUAUGUGUCAAGAGAACCAGUCAACAAGCCCAUCUGCCACAAACAAACCCAAUGUGGUGGUGCAGAGUCAUUGACCCACACCAUCCUGAAGAAUGACACUAGCUCUGUGUUGUAUACUGGCCUACCUCUAAGUGUUUUCUUUAACCAUGUAGCAUUUCUGCAUAAAUUCUACACGGCUAACUUCAAAAUGCAUAUCACUGAUCAAAUACUGAUAACCUUGAUGAAGCUGAAUCUACUCCACAGUGAUCUUGCUGAACACUUUGCUGUGUCCCAGGGAGUAGUGAGCAGAAUCCUUUCCUACAGGAUUGACACAAUGGAGGAGCUCAUGAGGAUCUACAUUCCAUGGCAGCCGAGAGGCAGAUGCAGUGACAAGUUCAUCACCCAAAACUCUCGCUUCCUGGAAUACCUUAGGCCUCGCGAUGAAGUUAUGGCUGACGGGCUUCACCAUCCGAGAUCUGCUGUAUGAGAGGAAGGUACCUUGCCAUACCAGCCUUCACCCAGAAAGGAGGCCAGCUGUCUGACGAGGAUGUCGCAAGCACAAGAAGGAUAGUUAAUGUGCAUAUACAUGUUUAGAGAGUUAUCAGACUCAAGGUGUUCAAAUCCUCUUCCAGACUGUUCCCAUCAACCUGACACACAAAAUGGACAAAGUCCUUAGAAUCUGUGCAGCCCUUGUUAACAUGCAGGGUGAGAUCAUCCAUGAGGAUGCAGAAUGAGCAGUGAGAAUGUUCAUGCAUUUGAAAUGUAAUUUUAAACACUAUCAUUUUAUCCACCUGAGAUACUAUGUAUGUGUAUAUAUAUAUAUAUAUAUAUAUAUAUAUAUAUAUAUAUAUUAGUUUAAUCGGAAUUAUUUGCUCCUAUAUUUGAAAUCUACUGUAAUUUUGCCGGUUCCUGAUAAUUACAGGCAUCCACUAGGUGCUGCUAUUAUGCCUUUUUAAAUCUACUUCAAAUACAUUUUCUUCAACACAAAUGUCACUAACACGAGGGAAGACCACGAGGGAAGACAAAUGUUUGUCAAGUGACACAAUUUUUCUUAAUUUGUGCCCUUGAAAACCAAACCCAGAAUCAAACUGAAAACACCUUUGAAUACUUUAGACAUGCCUCCUCAUCCUUCUUUUCAAAAUGGUAAGUAUCAAAGAAAAGGUCAAAGUGGAGUUUCAUAAUGUUUUUAUUAACUCCGUAAUUUGCUAAGUGCAAGAUGAGUUCACGAAGUGCCAUAUGAAAAAAAGAGCUAUACAAGGUACGAUUAAAAUAUUCAUCAAUCA